Messenger RNA from Enhydra lutris kenyoni (northern sea otter), 927 nucleotides. Its product is annotated as fatty acid desaturase 3-like. The transcript has 2 exons. Bases 1 to 657 code for a protein of 218 amino acids. Gene Ontology annotation, biological process: lipid metabolic process. Gene Ontology annotation, cellular component: membrane. Lineage: Eukaryota; Metazoa; Chordata; Mammalia; Carnivora; Mustelidae. The record is from RefSeq and is a predicted model, not a curated record. Gene Ontology annotation, molecular function: oxidoreductase activity, acting on paired donors, with oxidation of a pair of donors resulting in the reduction of molecular oxygen to two molecules of water.
AUGCACGGUGUUAGAAAGUCAGUGGACAGUGUUGUUGCUGUGCUAGUUUCUGCAGGUGUCCAUGCAUGGAUCAAGAGACAUGAGUGUAGAAGAGUUCUUUUCAAUACCAAGAACUCUUUCUUCCUGAUCGGCCCACUGCUGCUCACCCUGGUGAACUUCGAGGUGGAAAAUCUGGCCUACAUGCUGGUGUGCAUGCAGUGGAUGGACUUGCUGUGGGCCGCCAGCUUCUACUCCCGCUUCUUCCUGUGCUACGCCCCCUUCUACGGCCUCCCUGGGGCCCUGCUCCUCUUCGUUGCUGUCAGGGUCCUGGAGAGCCACUGGUUCGUGUGGAUCACGCAGAUGAACCACAUCCCCAAGGAGAUUGGCCACGAGAAGCACCGGGACUGGGCCAGCUCUCAGCUGGCGGCUACCUGCAAUGUGGAGCCCUCGCUCUUCAUCGACUGGUUCAGCGGCCACCUCAACUUCCAGAUCGAGCACCACCUCUUCCCCACUAUGCCGAGGCACAACUACCGCAGGGUGGCCCCGCUGGUCAAGGCACUGUGUGCCAAGCACGGCCUCAACUACGAGGUGAAGCCCUUCCUGACCGCCCUGGUGGACAUCAUUGGGUCACUGAAGAAGUCUGGCGACGUCUGGCUGGAAGCCUACCUCCACCAGUGAGGGCAGCACCCCGGGCCCCGGCCGCCACCAAGCUGGCCCAGGCAGUCUUGACACGUCCGCCCCCCUCCCCACCUGGCCUAGGGGGCCCUGCCCACUCUUCUGGAUCUGCUGUCCUCACCUUAGCCCCCUCACCUGUGUGCUUGGCAGCCCUAAGGCCAUGGCUCUUGGCCAAACAGGACCAGGGCUAGGGGGAUGGUACAUAAAGCCACACAGCAUGGCAUGUUUUCCUAGAGCAAAAAUUUAGGGAAAACUGUUAUUUUUAUAUAAAAA